AUGGAGUCCGAAGAAUCUAGAAAUCAAAACUGCUGCUGCAACAAAGGUAGCAUUGUGGACUCGCUAACGAGAGAGCUUGCGGACAAAGACGCAGACAUUCAAAAUUUACGACGUGAGUUGUUUCUGGCGAAGGAACACGCUCGGCGGACACUUGAGGGGAAGCAGAAGCUCGAGUUAGAACUCAUUAAGCUGGAGAAAGAACACGAUGGCUGUCCCAAAAGAUACGACGUAGAUUCGCUCUGCACCUCAGAUGAAAGGACUCAGUUUUACACUGGACUGCCAAGCUUAGAUAUAUUUGAUGCACUGCAUGAGUUUCUCGACCCAGGAGAAAAUGGCUGCAACAUCUUGAGGCAGAAAAAGCAAGGGCAGACACCACCACAGGUAGCAUGUGGUAGGAUGAGAAAACUCUCAACAAGGAGUGAGCUAUUUCUUGUUCUGGUUAGGCUACGCCUGGGGCUGUUCGAGCAGGAUCUUGCAGAGCGCUUUGGAAUCUCCCAGUCGACAGUGUCUCGCAUCUGCACAUCGUGGUUAAACUUCAUGUAUGUGAAGCUAGGAAAGUUGCCACUCUGGCAGUCUCGCUAUGUGGUGGACCAAACGCUGCCCAAGGUCUUUCUGGAGAAGUAUCCAACCACAAGGGUCAUUCUCGACGCGACCGAGAUUCGGAGUGAAGUAGCAAGUUCAUUAGGUCUCCAGUCGAGCACCUACUCAACGUAUAAAAGUGCAAACACUUUCAAAGGACUUGUUGGAAUAGCACCAAAUGGGCUUGUGAGCUUCGUGUCGGAACUUUUUACAGGGUGCACGUCUGACAAGGAGUGUGUCAUAAGGAGUGGAUUCCUUGAUUUGCCCUUCGAAGAUGGCGACUCUGUCAUGGCAGAUAAGGGUAAUACAAUUGCUGAUAUUCUACACAGAAAGAAUGUGCACUUAAACAUUCCCCCGUUUCUUCGUAAUGAAGAAUUCUCUGCAGCGCAAGUGCAUGAAACGGAAGAUAUAGCUUCCUUGCGUAUCCAUGUUGAACGACGAAUCCAGCGCAUAAAGACAUUCCGUAUUUUCGACAGAGUUGUGCCACUAAGCCUUGGGCCUGUGUUGAACCAAAUGUGGACUGUUGCUGUUAUUUUGACUAAUUUUCAGGGUCCUUUGCUCAGUGAAGAUAGCAACUAA
Molecule: messenger RNA, 1158 nt
Organism: Ornithodoros turicata
Lineage: Eukaryota; Metazoa; Arthropoda; Arachnida; Ixodida; Argasidae
Exons: 1
Coding region: 1-1158 (385 amino acids)
Source: RefSeq, a predicted model, not a curated record